Messenger RNA from Lactuca sativa (garden lettuce), 729 nucleotides. RefSeq lists its product as uncharacterized. Lineage: Eukaryota; Viridiplantae; Streptophyta; Magnoliopsida; Asterales; Asteraceae. The record is from RefSeq and is a predicted model, not a curated record.
CAGUUUCUCUCAUACCUAAGAUCUCCUUUCCUCUUCUAGAGCGAGAUCUCUCUUCCCUUUUCUAGAGAGAGAAAGCUCAGAGCUGCGUCAAUGGCGUUCAUAUCUUUUCUCGGCCGUGUUCUCUUCGUCUCCGUCUUCGUUCUCUCUGCUUGGCAAGAGUACAAUGAUUUUGGCAAUGAUGGAGGUUCUACAGCAAAAGCACUUGUGCCCAAGUUCAGUGUGUUCACAAACCAUGUCACAACACAUACUGGUUUCCAAGUGCCUGAAUUUGAGAUCAAACUCUUGGUUGCUGGAGCAAUAGUCUUGAAGGGUAUUGGAAGCUUGCUUUUCAUCUUUAGCAGUAAAAUCGGUGCUUUUCUUCUGAUUUUGCACCAGCUGAUUAUUACUCCCAUUUUAUAUGAUUUCUACAACUAUGACAUGGAGAAGAAAGAAUUUGCUCAACUUUUUAUCAAAUUUACACAGAAUUUGGCGCUUUUGGGGGCACUCAUGUUUUUCAUUGGAAUGAAGAGCUCUUCCAUUCCAAGGAGAACAAUGAUCAAGAAGAAGGGUUCCAAAACAAAGACUGUUUGAGUUUAAGAGGACAUAGUUUUGUGUUGUUAAUUAAAGUGGUAGUUGAUGCAACUUUGUACUGUUUAAUAUUGUUUGUUUUGUUUUUGGUUCAUCUUUGUAAUGUUUAAGGAAUCAUGGAUAUUCUGAUUUGUCUUUUAAUAGAUUCAAAUGAUUUUCUUA